Molecule: messenger RNA, 14220 nt
Organism: Rana temporaria (common frog)
Lineage: Eukaryota; Metazoa; Chordata; Amphibia; Anura; Ranidae
Gene: FAT3
Product: FAT atypical cadherin 3
Exons: 28
Coding region: 17-13852 (4611 amino acids)
Biological process (GO): homophilic cell-cell adhesion
Cellular component (GO): plasma membrane
Molecular function (GO): calcium ion binding
Source: RefSeq, a predicted model, not a curated record
GAAAGAAAAUUAUGGAAUGGCUAUAACCAUGGAUAUCUUGGGAGACACAUCAAUAUCUCCCUCCUAUAUGAUCUUCUUAUUUUUAAAUUUCUUUUUUAAAUUAUGCAUUGGUAUCCAAGGACCCUCACCACAGAUCUUCCAGUUUACAUACCCCACAUACAAUGCCACUGUUUACGAAAAUUCUGCUGCCCGGACGUACCUCAACAGUCAAACAAAAAUUGGAAUCAAGUUAGCCAACCUAUCCUGGGACAUCAAAUACAGGAUCAUGUCUGGAGAUGAAGAAGGAUUUUUUAAAGCGGAAGAAGUUGUAAUCGGAGACUUUUGUUUUUUAAGGAUUCGAACAAAAGGUGGAAAUUCUGCCAUCCUGAACAGAGAAAUUCAAGAUAGCUAUUUAAUAUCAAUAAAAGCAUCAGUGAGGGGAGAAGACUUAGAGGCUUGGACAAAAGUUAACAUACAGGUCUUGGAUAUGAAUGAUCUCAGACCUCUGUUUUCCCCAACAACCUACUCUGUCACAAUUGCCGAGAGUACACCGAUAAGGACUAGCAUUGCGCAAGUUACUGCCACGGAUGCCGAUAUUGGAUCCAAUGGGGAAUUUUAUUACUAUUUUAAGAACAAAGUAGAUCUAUUCUCUGUUCAUCCAUCUAGUGGGGUUGUUUCGUUAAGUGGGCGCUUAAAUUACGAUGAGAAAAACCGAUAUGACCUAGAAGUGUUGGCUGUAGAUCGUGGGAUGAAAUUAUAUGGCAACAAUGGCGUAAGCAGCACUGCCAAACUUUUUGUUCACAUUGAACGUAUUAAUGAACAUGCUCCCACAAUCACUGUGGUCACUCACAUUCCUUCCAUGUUGGAUGUGGAUCCUUCUUAUGCCAUAAUUACGGUUGAUGACAUAGAUGAAGGUGCAAAUGGUGACAUUGAGUCUGUUUCAAUAGUGGCAGGAGAUGCAUUGCAACAGUUUUCUUUGGCUAAAGAGGGAAAAUGGAUGAACGAGUAUAAAAUCAAACAAAAAAGUCCUAUUGGCUGGGACAGUUUUCCAUAUGGUGUUAAUCUGACACUUCAGGCAAAAGAUAAAGGGUCUCCUCAGAGAUCUUCUGAAAUGAAAUAUGUACAUAUUGCUAGCCCUAAAAAGGAAAAGGUGAAAGCUGAGUUUGAAAAAGAUGUUUAUGAAGUAACUGUGAGUGAGUUCUCACCCCCUGGUGCUGUUGUUGCAAUAGUGAAGGUGCAGCCCAUGACCAUAUCUGUGGAAUACAAAAUUUCUGAGAGUGAAGAUUCUGAAUAUUUUAAGAUUAAUGCAAGAACAGGUCUUAUCACCACAGCCCGUCCUCUAAACUUGGUUGGGAAAGAUACUUAUGAAAUCACAGUUGUACAAAAAGGCAGUGAUAGUAAAGCUAAAGUCAUGAUCAGGCUAGAAGAUGCCAACGAUCACAUUCCGCAGUUCCAGCAAAGUUCAUAUGAGGCAUUUGUCAAUGAAAGUGUUCCCAUUGGAACUAGCAUUUUGAUGGUUUCUGCUUCUGAUAUGGAUAAAGGAGAAAAUGGUUAUAUCACGUACAGCAUAGCUAGCCUGCAUUCUUUGCCUUUUGCCAUUAACCAGUUUACGGGAACUAUCAGCACCUCUGAUGUUCUCGACUUUGAGUCUUCUCCUGAAAGUUACAGAUUCGUUGUGAGAGCAUCUGAUUGGGGUUCCCCAUAUCGCCAUGAGAGUGAAGUGAACAUAACCAUUCAUAUAGGGAAUGUUAAUGAUAAUAAACCAUUGUUUGAGAAGGUAGCAUGUCAAGGAGUAAUCUCCUUUGACUUUCCAACUGGUGGACAUAUCACAGCAGUCUCUGCAAUCGAUAUAGAUGAGUUAGAACUUGUCAAGUAUAAGAUAAUUUCUGGAAAUGAGCUUGGAUUUUUCUACUUGAAUCCUGAUUCUGGGGUUUUACAACUUAAGAAAUCCUUUAUUAGUUCUGGUUUAAGAAACAGCAAUUUUGCUCUUAAGAUCACUGCUACUGAUGGGGAAUACUUUGCAGACCCCAUGUUUGUUAACAUAACCAUUGUCCAUGGCAAGGUACCUUCAAAGUAUUUUGAUUGUAAAGAAACAAGGGUUGCCCAGAAAUUAGCAGAGAAGCUUCUAAAAAAGUCUAAAGCCAAUGCCAAGCUUAAUUAUGAAGAUGGUUUGUUUGAUUUCUAUUCUGUAAACCGACAGCCACCCCAGUUUGACAAGUCAUUUCCAUCGGAUGUAUCAGUGAAGGAGGACCUCUCUGUGGGAGCUUCUUUUCUUAGGAUUAAAGCUAGUGAUCCAGAUUCAGGGUUUAAUGGAAAGGUACUUUAUACAAUUACAGAUGGCAAUAUGGAUAGCUGUUUUACUAUUGACUUAGAAUCGGGUCAACUGAGUGUUUUAAUGCCGAUGGACAGAGAAACAACUGAUAAGUAUCUACUUAACAUUACAGUAUAUGACCUAGGAAAUCCCCAGAGGUCUUCAUGGCGAUUGCUAACUAUCCAUGUAAAUGAUGCAAAUGAUAACAAUCCCAUCUUCCUCCAUGAAAGUUAUUCAGCUAAUGUCCUAGAGAGCACAAGCAUAGGGACAGAAUUGAUUCAGGUAGAAGCUAGGGACAAGGAUCUCGGGCCAAACGGUGAAGUCACUUACUCUAUUUUAACAGACACAAAAAAAUUCGCUAUUAACAGCUCUACUGGAAUAGUAUAUAUAGCUGACCAACUGGACAGAGAGCUUAUGUCCAACUACACUUUGAAAAUUGAGGCGAGAGACAAAGCAGAAAAUGGCCAGCAGCUUUUUUCUGUCGUUACAUUAAGGGUCUACUUGGAUGAUGUCAAUGAUUGUUCUCCAGUUUUCAUCCCUGUUAGCUACACUGCUAGGGUGCUUGAAGACCUUCCAGUUGGUACUGUCAUCUCUUGGCUUGAGACGCAAGACCCUGACCUUGGCCUCGGAGGUCAAGUCCGUUACUCAUUGGUAAAUGACUACAAUGGAAGAUUUGAGAUUGAUAAAACCAGUGGUGCUAUUCGCUUAAACAAAGAGUUGGACUAUGAAAAGCAACAGUUCUACAAUUUGACAGUAAGGGCUAAGGAUAAGGGUCGCCCAGUCUCUCUCUCAUCUGUCUCUUUUGUUGAGGUUGAAGUGGUGGAUGUUAAUGAAAAUCUGCAUACUCCUUACUUUACGGAUUUUGCUGUAACAGGAUCUGUAAAGGAAAAUUCACGUAUCGGAACUAGUGUUUUGCAAGUUUUGGCGAGAGAUGAAGAUAGUGGCCGUGAUGGUGAAAUACAGUACUCUAUAAGAGAUGGCAGUGGACUGGGAAGAUUUAACAUAGAUGAAGAAACUGGGAUCAUAUACACUGCAGAUAUCCUGGAUAAGGAAACCACAGACUCAUACUGGCUCACGAUUUAUGCCACAGACCGAGGGGUUGUGCCGCUCUUCUGUACCAUAGAGGUUUACAUUGAAGUGGAAGAUGUUAACGAUAAUGCGCCUCUGACUUCCCAACCCAUCUACUAUCCCAGCGUUAUGGAGAACUCCCCAAAAGACGUGUCUGUGCUGCAGGUGCAGGCUGUGGACCCAGAUUCUAAUACCAGUGAUAAGCUGACCUACAGGAUCACAAGCGGGAACCCACAGAACUUCUUUGCAAUCAAUGCUAAAACAGGUCUCAUUACUACAACGUCACGAAAAUUGGACCGGGAACAACAGGCAGAACAUUUUCUGGAGGUAACCGUCAGUGAUGGAGGUCCUUCACCCAAGCAGUCCACGGUCUGGGUCAUUGUUCAAGUUCUGGAUGAAAAUGAUAACAAGCCUCAGUUUCCAGAGAAGGUCUAUCAAAUCAAACUUCCUGAGAGAGAUAGGAAAAAACGGGGUGAACCCAUUUACAGAGCCUUUGCGUUCGACAAAGACGAGGGCCCCAAUGCAGAGAUUUCCUAUAGUAUCGUAGAUGGGAAUGAGGAUGGAAAGUUCUUUAUUGACCCUAAAACAGGCCUGGUGUCUUCAAGAAAGCAGUUUUCAGCAGGGAGUUACGACAUCCUAACAAUAAAAGCUGUAGAUAAUGGCCGCCCACAAAAGUCUUCUACUGCUCGUCUGCAUAUUGAAUGGAUUAAGAAACCUCCUCCGUCACCGAUCCCUCUCACCUUUGACGAACCAUUUUACAAUUUCACCAUCAUGGAAAGUGACAAAGUGACCGAAAUUGUGGGAGUGGUCACGGUGCAGCCUUCAAAUAUACCUUUGUGGUUUGAUGUAGAAGGUGGCAAACUUGCCCGGGAGAUGUUCUAUAUUCUGCAGACAGCUUGCGGGCAGAACUGCUCUUCAGAAGGUGGCAAUGUGGACAGCACUUUUGACAUUGAAAAAGGAGUGGGGACAAUUGUGAUUGCUAAGCCACUGGAUGCUGAACUCCGCUCAAGCUACAAUAUGACGGUGGAGGUCACAGAUGGGACAAACGUUGCAAGCACUCAGGUUCUCAUUCGAGUUUUUGACAACAAUGAUAAUGGCCCAGAGUUUACCCAAUCCAGUUAUGAGGCCACCAUGUCAGAAGACGUCCUCCCAGAAACGGAGAUUCUACAGAUCAAAGCCACAGAUAAAGACGAGAACCACAAACUAAGUUACAUCAUCCACAGCAGCAUCGACCCAAUGAGUAUGAAGAAGUUCCGCAUUGAUCCUAACACAGGCACACUCUACACAGCAGAACGGCUGGACCAUGAAACCCAGGCCCAUCACACUCUCACCAUCAUGGUGAAAGAUCAGGAGUUCCCGUACCGCCGCAAUCUGGCUCGUGUUAUGAUUACAGUGGAAGAUGCUAAUGACCACAGUCCGUACUUCACCAGCCCGCUAUACGAGGCCUCUGUGUUUGAAUCCGCUGCUAUUGGCUCUGCUGUUAUACAGGUCACUGCCCUGGACAGAGACAAAGGAGAAAAUGCAGAACUUAUCUAUUCUAUUGAGACAGGUAACACUGCCAACACAUUUAAAAUUGAACCAGUAUUGGGCAUCAUCACUGUUGCCAAGGAACCAGACAUGUCCACGAUGGGUCAGUUUGUGCUGUCUGUCAAAGUAACUGACCGUGGGAGUCCACCUCUUUCUGCUGCUGCCAUUGUGAGGAUUUCACUAUCUUUGUCUGACAAUUCCAACCCAAAGUUCACGCAGAACGAGUACCAGGCUGAGGUUCAAGAAAACGUGGAUGUAGGAACACCAGUUGUAUUAGUGUCAGCAAUAAGCCAAUCCACACUAGUUUAUGAGAUCAGAGUUGGGAAUUCUGAAGGAGCCUUCACAAUUAACCCCUAUUCUGGAGUUAUAACGACACAAAAAGCACUUGAUUAUGAGCAAAUACCAUCUUACCAGCUCAUCAUUCAAGCUACAAACAUGGCAGGCAUGGCAUCCAACACCACUGUUAAUAUCCAGAUUCUUGACCAAAAUGACAAUGCACCGGUGUUCCUCAGUUCCCAAUAUAUUGGUAGUAUCAGUGAAGCAGCCCCGAUCAACAGCAUAGUUCGGAACUCUGACAAAUCUCCAUUGGUCAUAAGAGCAACCGAUGCUGAUAGCAACCAGAACGCCUUGCUUGUGUACCAGAUUGUCGAAUCAACAGCCAAAAAAUACUUCACUGUGGAUUCCAGCACUGGUGCGAUACGGACUAUAGCUUAUCUGGAUCAUGAAACCAUAGCAUAUUUCCACUUUCAUGUGCAUGUAAGAGAUAGUGGAAGUCCCCAACUCACUGCCGAAAGUCCAGUUGAAGUCUCUAUUGAUGUAAGUGAUGUUAAUGAUAACCCUCCGGUAUUUACAGAAGCAGUAUUUGAAACAACGUUACUUCUACCAACCUAUGCUGGUGUUGAAGUCCUACAGGUCAGUGCACGCGAUCCAGAUCUAGCCAUUCCGCAAGAGCUGAGUUAUACCCUAACUGAAGGAAACUUGAAUCAUUUUGUAAUUGACUCUAACAGUGGAGUGAUUACUGUAAAAAACAGCAGUUUAUCUAAAGAUCAUUACAUGCUAAUGGUCAAAGUAUCAGAUGGGAAAUUUUAUAGCACUGCCAUCGUAACCAUAUUAGUAAAAGAAGCCAUGGACAGUGGUCUACAUUUUACCCAAGACUUUUAUUCAGCAUCUAUAGCAGAAAACACCACGAAUGUUACAAAAAUUGCUGUGGUGAAUGCAGUGGGUCAUCGCCUCAAUGAGCCCAUAAAAUAUACAAUAUUGAACCCAGGAAAUAAAUUUAAGAUCAAAUCCACUUCUGGAGUUAUCCAAACCACAGGAAUCCCAUUUGAUAGAGAAAAAGAGGAGGUCUAUGAGCUGGUAGUAGAAGCGAGUCGGGAAUUAGAUCAUCUCCGCGUGGCACGGGUUGUUGUCAAGGUCAAUAUUGAAGAUAUAAAUGAUAAUGCUCCAUAUUUUGUAGGUCUUCCAUAUUAUGCUGCUGUACAGGUUGAUGCUGAACCUGGGACUCUUAUCUACAAAGUAACUGCCAUAGACAAAGACAAAGGAAAAAAUGGAGAGCUAACCUUUUAUUUGGAAGAUGACUAUGGACAUUUUGAAAUUGACAGGCAGAAUGGCAGUGUGACAUUAAUGAAAAUGUUUGACUCUGACAUCUCCAACUUGGAGUACAUACUAAUUAUAAUUGCCAAAGAUCUUGGCGAUCCUCCUCUAUCGGCAUCUAUUGAGCUUCCAGUUACUAUUGUCAACAAAGCCAUGCCAGUAUUUGAUAAGGCAUUUUAUACGGCUACAGUAAAUGAAGACGUUUUAAUAAACACACCCAUAUUAAGUAUUAAUGCCACAAGCCCAGAAGGGCAAGGAAUUAUUUACACAAUAGUGGAUGGAGAUCCAUUUAACCAGUUUAAUAUAGAUUUUGACACUGGGGUGCUAAGUGUUGUGAGUCCAUUGGAUUUUGAAUUAAACCCAUACUUUAAGUUGACUGUACGAGCCAGUGACUCACUUACCAGCGCACGGGCUGAGGUUAUUGUUGAUAUUGGUGUCAAUGAUGUCAAUGACAACCCUCCAGUGUUCCAAUUUUCAUCAUACAAUGCAACCCUUUCAGAAAGCUCUUUAAUUGGGACACCGGUCCUGCAAGUUGUCGCCACAGAUGCAGAUUCUGACAAUAAUAAAGCUAUAAGGUAUCAGAUUGUUCAGGACAUGUUCAACAACACUGAUUCAUUUCAUAUUGAUAGCACAAGCGGUUUAAUACUCACAGCUAGACUACUAGAUCAUGAGGUGUCACAGCAAAGCAUCCUGAAAAUCCGGGCAACGGACAAUGGUUUCCCAUCACUCCGCAGCGAGAUGCUAGUUACAAUCUACAUAACAGAUUUAAAUGACAACCCUCCAAUUUUCAAUCAGUUGAUUUAUGAGUCUUACGUCAGUGAGCUUGCACCAAGAGGACAUUUUGUCACCUGCGUCCAAGCAUCCGAUGCCGACAGCACUGACAUUGAUAGAUUGGAAUACAGCAUUCUUUCUGGAAAUGAUCGCAUGAACUUUGUUAUGGAUAGCAAAAGUGGUGUCAUCACUCUAUCUAGUCACCGCAAACAACAAAUGGAGCCAAUGCACAGUUUAAAUAUUUCUGUCUCCGAUGGACUCUUUACCAGUACGGCACAGGUGCACAUAAAGAUUCUCGGAGCAAAUCUUUUUAGUCCUGUAUUUGCACAAAGUGUUUAUGUGACUGAGGUAAGAGAGAAUGCUCCUGUUGGAACUAAAGUCAUUUAUGUCAAAGCAACCGAUGGCGAUUCAGGCAUAUAUGGGCAAGUUACCUACACAAUAAUUAACGACGUAGCCAAAAAUCGUUUUUACAUUGACUCUUUGGGGCAAAUUGUUACAACAGAGAAACUCGACAGAGAAAAUCCACUUGAGCAGGACAUCAAUAUAUUUCUGCGUGCUUUGGAUGGUGGAGGGCGAGCUGCCUUCUGCACAGUCCAAGUUCUAGUUGUAGAUGAAAAUGACAACGCUCCACAGUUUAAAGCUACUGAAUAUCGAGCAAGUGUUAAGGCAGACGUGGAGAAGGGCCACCUUGUCACCCAGGUCCAAGCCUUUGAUGCAGAUGAUGGAGCAAAUUCCAGAAUUACUUACUCACUUUACAGUGAGGCCUCUGUGUCUGUAGCCGACCUUCUCGAAAUCGAUCCAGACAAUGGCUGGAUGGUUACAAAGGGCAGUUUUAACCAACUGAAAAAUACGGUGCUUUCCUUCUUCGUAAAAGCUGUUGAUGGUGGAAUUCCAAUGAAACACUCUCUUAUUCCUGUGUACAUUCAUGUUGUCCCCUCAGAAACUGUUUUACCUACAUUCACCCAGCAUCAGUACACAUUUUCAGUGCCAGAAGAUACGGUCAUAGGGACUACCAUAGAUUCCUUUAAGCUCACCCCAGUCCAAGAUGCCCUGUUCAGCACAGUCAAUGGUGAAUUUCCUGAAAAUAACAAGGAUAAUAUUUUUAUCAUUGACAAAGAGAGUGGAAUGUUAAAACUAGACAAAAAGGUUGACCAUGAAACAACACCAGUGUUCCAUUUCAAAGUAUCAGCCAGUGCUCCUUUAGAUAAAGUGGACAUCUUAAUAACCGUUGAUGUGGAAAUUAAGAUCUUGGAUCUGAAUGACAAUAAACCAUUUUUUGACGCCACACACUAUGAGGCAGUAAUAAUGGAGGGUAUGCCUAUAGGGACUAAUGUUAUGCAGGUGAAGGCAUUUGAUGCAGACUGGGGAGCCAAUGGACAAGUCACGUACAGCCUUGUUUCUGAGAGGGAAGAAGGCAAACUCCUUGAAACAUUUACCAUUGAUUCAAAUAAUGGCUGGAUCAGCACACUUAAGGAACUAGACCAUGAGAAAAAUCCAACCUACACAUUUACUGUGGUAGCAUCUGAUCUUGGAGAAACACUUUCCCUUUCUUCUUCUGCCAUUGUUUCAGUAACCAUCACAGAUGUCAAUGACAAUGGUCCAGUCUUUGAGCAGGAAGUGUACAAAGGAUCUAUAAAAGAAAGUGAUGCUCCAGGGGAGGUGGUGGCAAUACUCAGUACUUGGGAUGAUGACACUUCUGAUAUUAAUCGGCAAGUCAGUUACCAUAUUACAGGAGGUAACCGCAAGGGUAAGUUUGGCUUGGGCCUCAUACAAAACGAAUGGAAAGUUUACGUCAAAAGGCCUUUGGAUCGUGAGGAACAGGACACAUACUUUCUGAAUAUCACUGCAACAGAUGGCCUUUUUGUCUCUCAGACUGUCGUAGAGGUUUAUGUAGCGGACGUCAAUGACAACAGUCCUGUGUGUGAUCAGGUUAUAAACACAGCAUCAUUUCACGAAGACAUCCCUCCGAAUAAAAUGCUUCUUAAGAUCAGUGCCAAAGAUGCUGACAUGGGAACCAACGCCGAGAUCCGCUACUCUCUCCAUGGACCUGGUGCCGACAGUUUUUAUUUAGAUGCUGAAAGUGGUGAAUUGAAAACAUUGGCCCCUUUGGAUCGAGAGAAAACUCCGGUCUACCACCUAAUUGCUCGAGCCACAGAUGGAGGUGGAAGGUUUUGUCAGUCGGAAAUACGGUUAAUUCUUGAAGAUGUCAACGACAACCCUCCGGCAUUUUCAUCCAGCUACUACGGCGCCAGCGUCUAUGAAAAUACCCUCACCAAAGCAUUGCUAACUCGGGUGCAAGCAAAUGAUCCUGAUGUUGGUAUAAAUCGGAAGGUCAUCUAUUCCCUGGUAGAUUCUGCUGAAGGUCAUUUCUCGGUUGAUGAACAAUCUGGCAUUAUCGUUUUGGAGCAGCCACUAGACCGGGAACUGCAAUCUACCUACAACAUCACAGUGAAAUCAUCUGACACAAACCCUGCCCUCUCGUUAUCUUCCUUCGCUGUUGUUACUAUCACUGUGCUUGAUGUUAAUGACAACCCUCCCAUAUUUGAGAGAAGAGAUUACCUGAUCACCAUCCCUGAGGACACUGACAUUGGCACCAGAGUCAUAUCAGUCUUUGCUGCAAGCAAGGACAUUGGAACAAAUGCAGAGAUAGCAUACAGCUUCAGGACAGGGAAUGAACAUGGGAGAUUCAGGAUUAAUCCAAAGACGGGGGAAAUAUUGGUUGUCAAUGCUCUGGACUACGAAAGCAGCAGACACUUUUUCCUGGUGGUUGAAGCUAAAGAUGGCGGCUCACCUCCUCUAAGCGCAGUGACAACUGUUAACGUCAACCUGACCGAUGUUAAUGACAAUGCGCCAGCAUUCAGCCAAGAGGUUUAUAGCGCUGUGAUCAGUGAAGAUGCCUUUAUUGGAGACUCAGUCAUUAGAGUCUUUGCUGAAGAUCUUGACAGUCCUUCUAAUGGGCACAUUAUCUUUUCUAUCAUCAAUGGAGAUCAAGAAAAUCAGUUUGCAGUGGACCCAGUUUUGGGACUAAUAAAGGUUAAAGAUAAACUGGACCGUGAAAGGGUAUCUGGAUACUCCCUCCUUAUUCAAGCAAAGGACAGCGGACUUCCCCCUCUCUCCUCCACUGUGACAGUAAAUGUAGAUAUUUCAGAUGUCAAUGAUAACAGCCCUCAAUUCACACCGUCCAAUUAUAGCGCUGUUAUUCAGGAGAACAAGCCCAUUGGAACAAGUAUUCUACAGCUGGUGGUCACCGACAAAGACUCUUACCACAACGGUCCCCCGUUUACGUUCACCAUAUCAAGUGGAAAUGAAGGCGGCAAAUUUGUUUUGGACCAGUCUGGAGUUCUGCGUUCUUCUGUUGUUUUUCAGCAUAUGGUCACUAACGAACAUCUUCUCACUAUACAGGUGAGAGACUCAGGUAAACCACCCUUGACAUCUCAGACUUACGUACAAGUAAAAGUCAUUGAAGAGAGUGUUCACAAGCCAUCCGGCAUUCCCCUGGAGAUAUACAUCGUCACUAUGGAAGAUGACUUCCCAGGAGGUGUUAUUGGGAAGAUUCACGCCACCGACCAAGACAUCUAUGAUGUCCUCUCCUACAAUCUAAAGUCAGAGCAGAAAAGCUUGUUCAAAAUUAACAAUCAUGACGGGAAAGUGAUUGCACUUGGCGGUCUGGAUGGGGGCAAGUAUACUCUCAAUGUAUCGGUUAGCGAUGGGCGCUAUCAGGUGUCGGUGGAUGUGACUGUGCACGUGGAGCAGUUGAUGCAGGAAAUGCUACAGAAUGCUGUGACAAUACGUUUCGAGAACAUCUCCCCCGAAGAUUUUGUUGGGCUCCAUUUGCACGGCUUCCGUCGUACUCUCCGUAACGCGGUCCUGACACAGAAAGAAGACAGCCUAUAUAUAAUCAGCAUUCAACCUGUGGCUGGAACUAACCAGCUCGAUAUGCUGUUUGCUGUGCAGAUGCAAAACGGAGGCUUCUACAGGCCUGCCUAUUUGAUUCAGAAGCUUUCAAAUGCAAGGAGACAUUUGGAAAAUGUAAUUCGGAUAUCAACAAUCCUGGAGAAGAAUUGUUCGGGAUUGGACUGUCAGGAGCAGCACUGCGAGCAGACCCUGUCCAUUGAUUCUCACUCACUAAUGACCUACAGUACAGCCAGAAUCAGCUUUGUGUGCCCGCGGUUUUACAGGAAUGUACGCUGUAUAUGUAAUGGCGGACUGUGUCCAGGAUCGGCAGAUCCGUGUUUAAACAAGCCGUGUCCCGAGGAUAUGCAAUGCGUUGGAUAUGAAAUCAGUCGGAGACCUUUCAUCUGUCAGUGCCCACCGGGCAAACUCAGCGAAUGUUCAGGCCACACGUCCCUCAGUUUUGCUGGGAACAGCUACAUCAAAUACAGGGUCUCUGAAAACAGCAAGAGAGAUGAAUUCAGACUGGGCCUACGAAUGAGGACCCUUCAGAACAAUGCCAUCAUCAUGUACACCAGGUCCAACCCCUGCAUGAUUCUAAAGAUCGUGGACGGUAAGUUAUGGUUCCAAUUGGACUGUGGCAGCGGGCCAGGAAUCCUGGGAAUUUCUGGCCGGACGGUGAACGACGGGAGUUGGCACUCGGUCUUUCUGGAGCUGAAUCGCAAUUUCACAAGCUUGUCGCUGGAUGAUAGCUACGUGGAACGUCGCAAGGCGCCGCUCUACUUCCAGACCCUCGGCACAGACAGCUCCAUUUAUUUCGGAGCCCAGGUGCAGGUGGAAAAUGUCCGAAGCCUGACCGACAAAAGGAGUACACAGGUCUUGGGCGGCUUCCAGGGAUGCUUGGACUCCGUCGUCUUGAAUAACAAUGAACUGCCACUUCAGAACAAGAGAAGCAGCUUUGCAGAAGUGGUCGGAUUAACCGAAUUAAAACUCGGCUGCGUGCUCUACCCCGAUGCGUGCGAGAGGAAGCCGUGCCAGAACGGAGGCAGCUGUACAAGUGUGCCAUCUGGUGGUUAUCAGUGCAGUUGCCCAUCUAAGUUUAUAGGGAAGAACUGUGAGUCAGAGAUCACGGCAUGCUUUCCAAACCCUUGCCGGAAUGGUGGGACGUGUGAUCCGAUUGGGAGCGCGUUUAUCUGCACUUGCAGGACCGGCCUGAGGGGAUUAACGUGUGAAGAAGAUGUAAAUGAGUGUGAACGAGAGGAUUGUGAAAACGGUGGAACUUGUGUGAAUAUCUUUGGGUCCUUUUUCUGUAACUGUACCCAUGGAUACGUUGGACAGUAUUGUGGUUUGAGGCCCGUUGUGGUUCCCAACAUUCAAGCUGGACAUUCCUAUGUUGGCAAGGAGGAGCUGAUUGGAAUAGCCGUGGUGCUGUUUGUAAUAUUUGUCCUCAUCGUCCUUUUCAUAGUUUUCCGAAAGAAGGUGUUCCGCAAGAACUACUCACGUAACAACAUCACUCUUGUCCAAGACCCUGCCACUGCAGCACUUUUAAAUAAAACCAACGGGAUUCAGUUUAAGAACCUUCGCAGUGGCGGAGAUAGUAGAAACAUUUACCAAGAGGUGGGGCCACCACAAGUACCAGUCCGGCCCAUGGCUUACACCCCUUGUUUCCAGAGUGAAUCCCGGAACAAUCUUGAUAAGAUGGUGGAUGGUCUUGGUGUGGAGCACCAGGAGAUGACCACCUUUCAUCCUGAGUCUCCAAGGAUCCUGACGGCUCGAAGAGGAGUGGUGGUGUGCAGUGUGGCUCCCAACAUGCCAUCGGUGUCGCCUUGCCGGUCUGACUGUGACUCAAUUAGGAAAGGACCGUGGGACUCGGGAAAUGAUUGUCGAGGAUUGGAGCCAGCCGAAGAAGUGACCUGCUUUGUCGGAAGUACAAAAGGAAGCAAUUCUGAAAACCAUUCUCUGAACUCUUUUCAGUCAGAUUCCGGAGAUGACAAUGCUUCCAUAGUGACUGUCAUUCAUCUAGUCAACAAUGUUGUUGAUAAUAUUGAACAUGAAGCUCCAGUAAUGGACCAAGGACAGAAUUACAACAGAGCUUACCAUUGGGAUACUUCAGACUGGAUGCCAAGUGCACGAUUGUCGGACAUAGAAGAGGCUCCAAACUACGAAGCCGCAGAUGGAUCCUCUGCUCACCAUGGUAGUACCAGAGAGUUGGAGUCAGACUAUUACCUUGGUGGCUACGACAUUGACAGUGAUUACCCUCCUCCUCAACAUGAAGACUAUUUAAGCCAAGAUCAACUGCCACCUCCACUUCCGGAGGACUUCCAAGAACAUUAUGAUACUCUUCCAAAAGUACAGCCACGAACCGUGGUUAGUACGCUCAGUCCGGACUCUAGGCGACGCCCACAGUUCCAUCCAAGCCAAUACCUCCCACCCCAUCAUCUCUCAAAUGAAAUAGAUACAUCGAUUGCCCAAGCUGGACAUUCUUUUAGUACUUUUGUGCCUGGUCCAAGCCAAAAUAUGGACAAAUCAAGCACAGAUAACGUUUCUUUAUCCUUGCACAAUUCUGUGGGUGCUUCCUCAUCGGACGUCUCAGCUAUCUGUGGACUUGAAGACACAGAAGUGGCCAUAAGUGACUAUGAAAGUUUAGACAACUUUCGAAUUGAUCAAUCCCACAUUCCCUAUAUGGAAACCCAACAUCAGACUCAAGUGUGAUAAACUUUUUGUUUUAUAUGCCAUAUUGAAAAAGCCACAUCAUUCAUCCUGGACUAUAGUAACAAGUGCAAACCUUUGGAAUUCCAGUCGCUUAGAUAGUAUGUCAGUUAUCUGUUGAGAAAAAUUAAAUAGACAAUCCUUUUAACACUUUGCUGAUAUUUAUUGCCAAACAUAUGCACAGUGUUUUAGUACUCAAAAGAAUUUUGGGGAAAAAAAAGUACAGUUUGAAAUUCUCUUGCAUAUCUUAAGGGGAUGGAUGCUACAUUUAUAAGCAGGUGAACAUGCAUUUGCUGGUACUGUGUAUCAUAUGGCUUUGAGAUGCUGAAGUGUAGCUAUAAGAGUAUUAAAGCGAACUUGUAACUUUCAAA